CUUUCUCAUCCUUUCGACUUGCCUCGCCACCACUUCUUUACUCUUGCACUACUUGCUCUAUUGCACUUGCACACUCGCUCUCUCGCCAGCGCCAGCGCCACUCACAAUGGACCGCAGACGCGAGAGCGUGCUCGCAAACGCUUCUUUACGCGUCCAUCCCUUUAUUCGAGGCGCUAUCGGCGAGACAUCCCCCAUCCCUCGCCGCCCCGUCUCGGACGAUUCGAUCAGAAUCACUAGGGCAACUGCGACAACACGAGCACCCGCACCACCACCGGCAGCAGCAUCAGAACCAUGGCGCCCGUUGUUGCCAUCAGCCCAGGCAUCGUCGUCGCGUCAGCAGCAGCAGUCGCAACACCCCUCGCCGACGACGGUUCCUGUCCCUCCUCCUCCCAAACCCUCGGUGCCAGACGCGCGACUCCCCCGCUACGGUGUCACACAUCCUCCUUCGUCGCUUAGUCGGCAAACGGCACCACCACAACCACCAAAGGCAGCACCAGUAACACCAGCAGCAGCAACGCUUGCCCGCGUAUCGUCACCACCUCCGAUGGGCUCGGUGCCGUCGUCGUCGAGCAACCCUGUUGCUUCUGCUGCUGCGGUGGCCGCCGUUGCAGGGCCCUCAUCUACUUCAACAACAAAUCGCCGCCGUGCGCCUCCACCACCCAUUCAUCGGUCCACUAGUGGCGAUGGUGGUGUCUCAUCACAACGUCCUACCGUCGGAAAUGCCAAGACGGUCAAAGUGGUAGAGCCGCCAAAACCUCCGACAGCGACGACAAUGCACCAUCCAUCGGGCGAACCAAACCAACAAAGCCGCGCAAUGGGUAUUGUCCGCAAGCUGAGCUUCAGGAGUCGCGACGGCAGGCCAAAGGAUAGGCUAGCAUCAUCGGCUGCUGUACCGGCCAGACGGUCGAUGGACGAGACCCGGGCAUCAGCACGACCAAGCACUGAAGAGCAGCGUCGAUGGGCUGGCCGCGGGUCCAUUGACGUUGUGCGUUCCAGUGACCAUGUCGAGACAUUGUCGUCGCCGCCCCAAGCCCUGGUCAGGAGCAUGGAAGCGCCGCCGCCGCUCACAACAGCCCCCACCCCGCACUCAGCCACCGCCACCACCACCACUGCUGCUGUCCCUGCCCUUGCUGCCCCUACAGCGGCAAAGGACAAGCGGUCAGUAGUGCGAACGAGCAAGUUGGUCCGGACCUCGUCUUUGGGCGCCACCUCGCGCAGCGUCUUCCCAAGGAGGAGGCAGCAGACGGUGCCCGCCGACCCAAUGCCCCAGCAGCCCCAGCUCAGCGCGGCAGCGGCUUAUGCCGCGGCCAUGCAGACCUUGCCCGGCCGCAGCAACACCACUAGCGGCGGCAAAGGCAAGGCCGCCGGCAAGAAUGCGCUUGGACUAUCGGCUGUGCGCGAGACAAGUCCGCGCGGCGUGAGUGACGAUGAGACCACCAGGGCAGCAAAGGCCAGAACCGUCGUCGACCCUCACGCCAUGCCAAAGGUUCCGCCACUCAAGGCCGUGCCAUUCUCGCAGCCGAUAGCGCCUAUCAAGCUUGACGGGUUGGACGAGAAUGCUGCCCGCAAGGCGGCGCCGCUCACGAGUGACUCGGACAGCAGCGCACAGCAACGACGCAAGCCGCGCUCGAGAAACGCAGAGACAAGACGCCUCUCAGCCGGCUCGAGCAGGAGACAGGAGCGCGAGAUGCGCGCAAAGCUCAAGGCACUUUCGGCGACAAUGACCGCGACGCCGGUCCCUGUUUCGCAUAGCGCCUCGCUGGUUCCCACGACGGCGGCGCCAGCAGCGGCGCUUGUGACUGCCCAGCGCGUGCCAUCGACACCGCCAGUGCCGGUGCAGGAGCUCCUUCAGCCACCAAGCUCGGCUCAAUUGUUGGCGCCGCCGGGUUCGUCAUCAGCGUCGCCUAUUUCAGCCGCAUCUGCCAUUGAUGACGACGAUGCCAGCUCGUUUGUCGGCCCGAUCCACCCUUCUGACCCCCUCUACCACCCGCAGCCGCGCCGCCUCCUGUCAAAGAAGAGCACGGACAACUUCUACCUCCACGCCAAUGUGACCAUCUCGGCAUUCCGCGGCCGCUACUCGCAGUCGCCGCCACCACCCAUGCCCUCGAUCCCGCACCACCUGCCGCCGUCGCCACAGCUCCCAAGCCAGUUCUCGCCACAGCAGACACCGGAGCCGGCACCGGCAUUCCCGCUUGCUGACAGAGGUCACCUCCAGCUACCGCAUCGCGACCACCGUGGCUCUGUGCCGUCUGUUCCCGAGUCGGUUUGCAGCGACCGCCGCCAGUCGGACAUGUCGCUUGCCGAGGAUGUUGAAAAGCCUGAGGAAGAGCCGGUGGAUGUGCGCGCUUCGAUCGCAACGUCGAUUGCACAGCCCAUCCCUGUACCGCCUUCGCCCGUCGUUGAAGCGGUCGCAGAGCUCGACGCUGCUGUGGUUGGCGCCCCGGAGCCACUGCCCUCGCAGAUCGAGUCGCUCAUCGACUCGCCACAAAAGAACGCUCACACUUCGUGGUCGCCGCCCGCACCCAAGGCGGUGGAGCUUCCCCCGUGCCCACCUUCGGCUUGGUCGCCCCCUGCGCCUUCCGGAGCAGAUGGCAACAGCAGCCACUCGUGGUCGCCUUCGACCGCGAUGACCAAGGAGGUCGACUCGGUGACUUCAGGCCGCCGCGCUGCAGCCUGGUCAUCGGCGGAUUCGCUCCCCCAGCCUGCGUCUGGUCUUCAGUCGCCCGAGCCUCGCUCGCCCGCUUCCACCGAGGACCCGACGGGCAUGACGUCGUGGACUUACAAGCAGCUUCAGCAGGCUUCGACAUACAAGCAGCUCCACUCGUCGACCUACCAGCAGCUGCACCAGGCGUCGCCCCUGUACAAGAUGUCGUUCAAGCCCCAGUCGGAGCCGCCCAUUGAGAAGCAGGCUCGCUCCGUGUCCGACCCCAAGUCGCCUGAGCCAGCCCGUGUCAUCUCGCCGGCGUCGGCCGACACGGUCAAGCCGCCGGGCGCGUGGCAGGCCGAGGACCGCGUCGUCGUGGCGCGUGCUUCAGUGCCCGAUCUAUCCCAUGUCCAGGGCGCUGCCUCGCCCACGCUCUCCGGCGAGGCGUACACGCAGACAUCCACUACGCCGAGGCGUGGCAUCACGCUUGACUUUGCGCAGGUUGGCACCCCGACAGCCAAGGCUCACCUGCCUUCGCCGCUUGUCACUCCUGCCAACUCGCCAUCGCCGCCGACGCAGCAGCACCUGCAGUCGCCUGUGGACCACCCGUCGCCCAUGUCGUCGGCUGGCUCGUCGUCCAGUGCCCUCCGCACGCUGACUGGUGGUGGCAACAAGCCGCCGUCGUCGCCCAAGUCUGCGGCGGCCAGAGGACAAGCCCGGCCUGCCGUCACCAUGGCGACGCGGGUGCGACGCCGCUCGCGCCCCCCUACGCUUCCUCCCAAGUCGGCAUUGCGCCAGCAGGUGGCACAGGCCUUGGCGGAGCGCGAGCGCAACACUGCCACGCUCACCAAGGAUGCCAACAGGGAAAGCCAGGUCAGCCAGGCUGAUAGCGACUCGGUGUACGCUGGAAUCGUGUCGCAUUACACUACCCAGGGUCGCCUGCCCAAGAGCCGCGGCCACUCGCGCAAGCUCAACGACCCGGACCUCGAGGUACUGUCGUCGGACGAGUACCCUAAGGAUGACGACAACGAGUCGGUGGGCUCGGACUCGGAUUCAGAGCCGGAGCACCGGAGCUUCCGCCAAGUCAUUGGGUACCAGCAGGUGUUCCUGGUCCCCACCCAAGCUCAAAUCCGCCAUCUUGGCGCUCCGUCGCGGGCUACGGUGCACGGUUCCGCCACACACGAGCACCGCACGACCACGACUCAAGCCCCCGUUGCUUCGGCGGCGGCGGCUGCGGCUCGGCCUCACUACAUGUCGCCCGAUGCGGAAGCCGAGAUUCUUGCUUCGCUCCCACCUAGCCGCCCUCUCAACAGUGUCAACUUGACCCCUGGCGCGGAGAGUGGCCGCAGGCCGAGAAAGACGGGACUCCCACAGUCUGAGCUGCACCGCUGGUUGGCACAGAGCGCCCAUGCGUAAGGAGAUGUACGAAGAGAGAGGUGGGGGAGUGGGGCAGAGCGGAGAGGGGUGGCACCGCCGGUGCGAAGGCCAAGACGGAGACGGAGACGGGCGGAGAGGGAGGGAGACGGAGAAGAGGUA
Messenger RNA from Vanrija pseudolonga, 4180 nucleotides. RefSeq lists its product as uncharacterized. The transcript is spliced from 2 exons. Bases 107 to 4060 code for a protein of 1317 amino acids. Lineage: Eukaryota; Fungi; Basidiomycota; Tremellomycetes; Trichosporonales; Trichosporonaceae. The record is from RefSeq and is a predicted model, not a curated record.